GGAUAACGAUGGAAGAAUCACCGAAAGUCACUUGAUUCUGCAGGAAACCAUGAUGGGAAUGCGAUUUACCUCCGGGAAGAGGAGGUUCCGAGGUUGGAGGUUUUCGAAAAGGGUGGGCGAGUGGAUUGAGGAAGAGGAAGAAUUUGAAGAAGUUUUUUUGCCAGCAGGAGCUGCACCUACUUCACACGGGCAGCACGGAGCCACAACGCCGCAACAUGUUGAAGACGGGAGCAGGCUUUCAACAGGUGCUGGCGCAACGACUAGUCAUCGGGUUUUUGACCGCAGUAUUAAAGAUCCAGAAGAAAAUUUCUACAUUUUCAGUGAUACAACUGCGACGUCGAGAGGCAGCGGUGCCUACAUCUCCCUGCUAUUGGAGAAUAAGUUGGCGCAGAAAGAAGAAGAACAACUGAACAAAAGUGCUAUUCUCGCCCAAUUUAGCCCCAUGGAGAGGGCACAAGAUCUGAUGAUGUCCAGGCAGUCCGCUAUCGACCUAUCAGUUUUGUUGCCGAGAAAGCUGCACUUUCUGUGGGUGGAUGCAGUUCCCGUCGAGGUGGCGGGUGAUGUAGUUCCUGGUACGGCGGAGGACUUAUUUGCCGGACGAUCUCCACAGGAAGCUGCUUCUGAUCGACGCGGUUCUGAUGUCGAUGUCGAGAGACCGAAAAGCCCAACGACUUUCAACCCAAAGAAGUUUCACGAGACUGUCUUCUAUUGGGUCAAGAAGUUUCGCAAGACGCUGCUGGUGAUGCACCUGUGCAAGAAACCGGGCAGUGCCAGUGCCGACGAAUUUCUGGACAAUUUAUCCUUCGAAGUGAACCUGUGGACCAAUAAUGAACCCGCUGUCCAAGAGGCUUUGAUUAAGUUCAGGGGCGGGCGCGGGCGGGGCCCAGACGAUUUCUUGUGGAAAAACAACAAGUACAUGAAAUUCUCGGUGCGACCGAUCCAAACUGAUUUGCUCGAAUCGGAGACGAGGUUUUUGAAAAAAGUACGAAAAGACGUCGAGCUGGGAGGACGAGUGCAACAAGUAGCCCAAGCGGAGCCCGGAAGUGGUCCACUUUCAUCCAGCAGUAGUAGCGUCGCAGAAGAGCUGCAGCAGUCGAGAUCCCGAGGGGGAGAAUUGAAGAAUAGCGCAGAAACAAUUAUGCAUCAAUCUUUCAUCGAAAAAAGCAGCUAUGUUCGGAACGAAAACGAGAAGCACAUUUCCUUCACCUCAGACCUCCUCGGCAUGGAGGGCUUCCACCCGAAAAUGCACCAAGAUUUGGUGCGCCAAUAUCGGAAAGAAGCGGAGAAAGUUGUCAUGCGAAAUGUGCAAAUAGUACGUCGGGAAGAUCGGGAACAUCAAGGGGAACAAGGAAACGAAAAUCUUCCGAAGCAGGGAAAUAAGAAAACAGUCUACUCAUCGACGUCAGAUGCGAGUACCACACCCCUCCAACAGUGGCUGCACGCCAUUUGCCCCACGCUGCUGUCCCGCGGGCCGGAACAGACGGCGUUUUUCUCGGCAAUUGACGUCUUGAAGCACGCAAUUGUGACGUUCGAGCAGGGGGUCAUGCUAGAUUUAGACGUGAAACUCCCAGACCGCUACGAGCAACAGUUCGGAGAAAGUUUGUUGCGAUCUUUGUACCAUUUCGGCUACACUCUUCCCCAGGGACCCCCGCCGAACUACUUUUACGAAAACAACUUUUUGGCGGUUGCGGAUGUUGAUUUAGCAUCUUCUUCUGCUCCUGAUGCGGGAGACGGAGAAGCUCAAGCAAAAGGAGAAGGAAAUUUCGCAGCAGAUAACGCUCGAGCGGCGAGUAUGAGUGCGAAGUUGCUGUUUUACCGGUUUUUGGAGGAGAUGGCUACUCUCCCGUUGGAGAAAGUGGACACAAAACGGAGUUUGGGCGUCUUUUACAAAUACGAAACGGGGCUGCCGGUGCAUCCGGAAGCCUUGAGUAGGCAGUUGAUCUACCCGCCGAGCGGGAAUUUAUGAUGACGUGGGGAAGCUUGGCUUUGGAGGAUAGAACGAAUCGAAAUGGAUGAUGUUCUAAAGGAUGGACAAUUUAAUAGCUACGAUAGCCUUGCGUAGGUGUAAGGAAUUACUAUCGGACGAGCUAGCUUUGACUUUUUGAUUUUGGCGGAGACUUUGGAUCGCCACAGAUGAGUACGACUAUGAUAAUGAUCGAUAUGAUCUACAUUAUUUUAUCAAGAUGCCUUCAUCUCGCAUGGGGCAUCACAACGUGGUCCGCGCGCUGUUAUUCAUAGAGCACAUUUGUAUUUCCCAAGUUCAUCAUCGUCCUCAGCAAAUAGCUGCGAUAAACCUAACACAGAAGCUAGAUCAGAAAGAACAAAUUUGAAUAUAGGGCGCCAGAAAGAUAAAAAUGAGCAGUUAUUGGGUGAAUCAGACAGGAAUUAUUAUCAUGCCAGUCAGUAUGUUGAAUGAAUAAUACGACCC
Molecule: messenger RNA, 2428 nt
Organism: Amoebophrya sp. A120
Lineage: Eukaryota; Dinophyceae; Syndiniales; Amoebophryaceae
Source: the annotation of a GenBank genome assembly